Molecule: messenger RNA, 1005 nt
Organism: Momordica charantia (bitter melon)
Lineage: Eukaryota; Viridiplantae; Streptophyta; Magnoliopsida; Cucurbitales; Cucurbitaceae
Biological process (GO): protein unfolding; 'de novo' cotranslational protein folding; protein transport
Molecular function (GO): ribosome binding; protein folding chaperone; peptidyl-prolyl cis-trans isomerase activity
Source: RefSeq, a predicted model, not a curated record
UCCAAAUUUAAAUUUACCGACAAUAGAGGAAAGGAGGGAAAGAAACCAACCGAGAACGACGUCAUAUUGGGACUCGGAUAAGUMUCUGCUCUGCGAGAACUGAGAACACAAGAGAGAAACUUCCAGCCGAAAAAUGGCGUCCGCAACCGCAACGGUAACCAAUCUCGCCUCAGAAUACCGGCGGGCAAGCUUUAUCAAAGUUCCUGUUAAAGGCUACUGCCGCAGUGUUCUGGCCUGUUCGAACUCCGGAGGCGUUGAAUUCGAUAAUGUACAAAAUGGGCUGUGCAGGAGGUCGUCAUUUUCUUGUAGUCCUCACAAAUUGGGUUCCAGAUUUUUGUCCAGACCGACUUCAAUAGCUAGUUCAGGUUUGGAGGCAGCCAUCACAGAUUACAAAGGCAAUGCAAUAGCCUUAAAAAAUGCUAAGAUAGUUGUAGAGUCUGAAGAUGAAAACUUGAUACAGCUUCGAGUGGACUUGAGUGGGGACGAGACACAAAAAAUUUUCGAUCAGGUUUUGACAAAUUUGGCCCGUUCCGCACCGCCAAUGCCAGGAUUUCGUAUGCAAAAAGGAGGGAAAACAUCAAAUGUCCCAAAAAGCUUCCUAUUAGAAGUCCUUGGUGAGGAGCGUGUCACAAAGUUUGUCAUACAAGAAAUAUUGAACUCAACCAUGGCAGAUUAUGCAAAGAAGGAAAAUGUAAAUGUGAAGGACAAGAAGGUUAACACAACACAAACAGCAGAUGAACUGAAACUGUUGUUUACUCCAGGAAAAGAGUUUGGAUUCAAUGCCAUACUUGAGCUUGAAUCUGCUAAUUCAGAAGAUGAAAGUUGAGCCAAAGAGGUUGCAUUUUCCAAGUGAAGAUUUUGUCCACUUAUUUCUUUUUUUUCUUGGGCCCUCUUUCAAAGUUUUGGAAUCAUUACCUAAAUUGAUGAAAGCUUAUGUAUAGUCGAAACCCAAUUGUAACGGUUUGUUUCAUACAGUUUAAUUUAAAGAAGAAGUCAUCUAAUGUU